This is a messenger RNA of Lemur catta (Ring-tailed lemur), 499 nucleotides long. It is a transcript of the gene RPS15A, whose product is annotated as ribosomal protein S15a. Gene Ontology annotation, molecular function: structural constituent of ribosome. The transcript has 5 exons. The record is from RefSeq and is a predicted model, not a curated record. Lineage: Eukaryota; Metazoa; Chordata; Mammalia; Primates; Lemuridae. Gene Ontology annotation, biological process: translation. The coding region runs from base 68 to 460 and encodes 130 amino acids. Gene Ontology annotation, cellular component: ribosome; cytosolic small ribosomal subunit.
CCGCUUCCCAUAACUCCGUGCGCUCUCCCCUCCCGCCCUCUUUCCGCCAUCUUUCCGUGCCGCCAUAAUGGUGCGCAUGAACGUCCUGGCUGAUGCUCUUAAGAGCAUCAACAAUGCCGAAAAGAGAGGCAAACGCCAGGUUCUUAUAAGGCCGUGCUCCAAAGUCAUCGUCCGGUUUCUAACUGUGAUGAUGAAGCAUGGUUACAUUGGCGAAUUUGAAAUCAUUGAUGAUCACAGAGCUGGGAAAAUUGUUGUGAACCUCACAGGCCGGUUAAACAAGUGUGGAGUGAUCAGCCCCAGAUUUGAUGUGCAACUCAAAGAUCUAGAAAAAUGGCAGAAUAAUCUGCUCCCAUCCCGCCAGUUUGGUUUCAUUGUACUGACAACUUCAGCUGGCAUCAUGGACCAUGAAGAAGCAAGACGAAAACACACAGGAGGGAAAAUUCUGGGAUUCUUUUUCUAGGGAUGUAAUACAUACUUAUAAAUAAAAUGCCUCGGUGGA